Molecule: messenger RNA, 1084 nt
Organism: Drosophila guanche
Lineage: Eukaryota; Metazoa; Arthropoda; Insecta; Diptera; Drosophilidae
Exons: 2
Coding region: 29-874 (281 amino acids)
Molecular function (GO): oxidoreductase activity, acting on the aldehyde or oxo group of donors, NAD or NADP as acceptor
Source: RefSeq, a predicted model, not a curated record
CUAAAAUUUCAAGUAAAAAUUGUACAAAAUGUGUGAAAUCCCUGAAAACUUUGUUACCUACGAUAUGGUUCACAAUUUACGCGGCGAUAAAAGUAAAUUUAAAAAGCAUCGCGAUCUGCGACCCACAAAAUACUGGCCUGGUGCGCGUUUUAUGGUUGUCUGCAAAAAUGGGGAUCUGAAUACGGCCACCUAUGCCGUGGCUGGCUUCAUGCAGGAGCCCUUUCAACUAUUUCCCUUGGCCACGGUGGCCGUGCAUAGGUCGAUACGCGAUGAGUUUAUUGCGAUGGUCAGGAGUCGUUUCAGGCAGCUGAAGCCGCAUGUGGCCAAUCAUCCGAACUAUGAGAGAUCGCUGAAUCUAUUGCAAGAUGGCCACAAUCCGGUGGACUAUAUAAUUGCCGAUGAGAAGGAUGCUCCUGCGUGUGCAAGUCCCGUUUUGGUGACGGGUGGCGUUACACAUUUAUAUUUUCCCAGCGGUGCCACGGGCGUCACCACGUUGCACACCUUCGAAACGAUACACGAGGCGGCGGAAAUCUUUUGCAAGGAGCAGCCCAACUUUGAUGCCGUUUACUAUUUCGAUGAGAGUAUUGCUAGUGUCUAUACACUGGCGAAGCACAUCAAGUGCGUGCAGAUUUAUGUGAACUGUUUGGAUGCCUGUCUGCUGGCCAUUAUGCCGUACUACACGUCCAAGGUGCAGACGGUGCUGUACAAGAAUGGUUUCCACUACGAAGUGCUCAAUAUCGGUGGCAGUUGGAAAAUUAUUGUAUUUCCCUAUAGUUCGAGUAUCCUGCGACCCUGCUGCUGUCCUUUGGGCUACUGCCGCUGCUAUGCCAUGCAUACGGUGUGCUGUCAGGAUCAUUUGAAUACACAGUUUUGAAGAGUCCUCUAACUUCCGCUGCUGAUGUCUGCCGUUUCCAAUGACUACUUUUGCGGGAGACUGUGGGCCACACAUGUGUGCCAUAAUUUUCGCGGUAGUUGGCUUUUGGAUUGCCACAACUCAGUCUAUCCUGCUGCUUUGCCUCACUCCUUUUUUGGCCAACAGACUGUCGCCGUUUCGUGGCUUUUAAUAAAAGUUGCUGAGCACAGA